AUGACCCAAUUCAUCAUCCAAGGAACCUCGCUGGCCGAGCCCAAAUACCAAAUGCAAGUGGAUCUCGCAAGUAUGACCAGCAUGCGGGCUGCCAUCGAGUACGUCGAAGAUACAUCAAGCGGACCGUCAGUCGACACUCUCAUCCUCCGUGACAAUUCCAUACCGGAUCCUAGUACCGCUAGCGAUACUUCUGUGGAUAUCUACCCACAGCUGAAAGCCCGCUACGACGAACAAUCCCACAUGCGCCGACGGCGGGAAGAUUUCAGGCUCCUCUGUGAGCUUUUCCACAAGUGCAAACAGCAUCAGAGGAUCACGACAGUACGGUUCGAAACGUACAGCCAUCCAUUGGACGUCCUGCACUUCUUCGAUGAGUACGACGACGCAUUCCUAGACACUGGUCACUAUGCAUUACUCCUUGUCUUAAUGGCCGCAGCAAACUGCGGGUCUUUCGCGCAAGCGUUCAUCAUGGAUACGAGGAACUUCCAGGCACUGCCUAUUGCUCGUUAUGGACUCCACGGAAGCACUACGGAGACUUGUCAAAGAGCUUUCAACCGCUUUCAGCAUCUUGAUCUCGUCCUACAACUGUCCGAGAGUGGGGAGAAAGAUCAAUCUAACGAAACGAAGCACGCUGAGAGAUUCUUCGCAGCUAUUCCGCUGGAGAAAGUUCGUUCACUCAAGAUUGUUCCUUUCGCGGGGGAGGGUUGUACCCUAGAGGCAACAGAUGCACUUCUUCUCUCCGACUUUCCGAGCUUGGAAAGGCUCGAAAUCUCACAAGCCGCCUUCGAUGGCUUCACAAUGGUGAGGUUCCUGCAAUCUGCAGAGGCCUUGCAGAGUCUGCACCUUACGCUAUGCGAUGUGGAAGAGGUACCGGCAGCAUUUCUCGACUCACAGAAGUGGUGUGAAGGCAUAUCGAGCGGCCUUGGCAUUGCAGAUGUUGCUGCAGAAGACUCAAUCUUCUCUGGAGGAGAAUGCCAGGACGAACGGGCGAGGGGAGGAUUCUUCGAGCUCAUUUGA
Molecule: messenger RNA, 1014 nt
Organism: Zymoseptoria tritici IPO323
Lineage: Eukaryota; Fungi; Ascomycota; Dothideomycetes; Mycosphaerellales; Mycosphaerellaceae
Exons: 1
Coding region: 1-1014 (337 amino acids)
Source: RefSeq, a predicted model, not a curated record